GUAACAUUGUGUUAUUAUAUAUCAGUAACAUUGUGUUAUUAUAUACCAGUAACAUUGUUUUAUUAUAUACCAGUAACAUUGUGUUAUUAUGAACCAGUAACAUUGUGUUAUUAUAUACCAGAAACAUUGUGUUAUUAUAUACCAGUAACAUUGUGUUAUUAUGAACCAGUAACAUUGUGUUAUUAUAUACCAGUAACAUUGUUUUAUUAUAUACCAGUAACAUUGUGUUAUUAUGUACCAGUAACAUUGUGUUAUUAUAUAUCAGUAACAUUGUGUUAUUAUUUAUCAGUAACAUUGUGUUAUUAUAUACCAGAAACAUUGUGUUGUUAUAUACUAGUAACAUUGUGUUAUUACAUACCAGUAACAUUGUGUUAUUAUGUACCAGUAACAUUGUGUUAUUAUAUAUCAGUAACAUUGUGUUAUUAUAUACCAGUAACAUUGUGUUAUUAUAUAUCAGUAACAUUGUGUUAUUAUAUAUCAGUAACAUUGUGUAAUUAUAUACCAGUACCAUUGUGUUAUUAUGUACCAGUAACAUUGUGUUAUUAUAUACCAGUAACAUUGUGUUAUUAUAUAUCAGUAACAUUGUGUUAUUAUAUACCAGUAGCAUUGUGUUAUUAUAUACCAGAAACAUUGUGUUAUUAUGUACCAGAAACAUUGUGUUAUUAUGUACCAGUAACAUUGUGUUAUUAUAUAUCAGUAACAUUGUGUUAUUAUGUACCAGAAACAUUGUGUUAUUAUGUACCAGUAACAUUGUGUUAUUAUAUACCAGUAACAUUG
Molecule: messenger RNA, 777 nt
Organism: Lottia gigantea (owl limpet)
Lineage: Eukaryota; Metazoa; Mollusca; Gastropoda; Lottiidae
Exons: 1
Source: RefSeq, a predicted model, not a curated record